Dipodomys spectabilis (banner-tailed kangaroo rat) is the source of this 585-nucleotide messenger RNA. Its product is annotated as coiled-coil-helix-coiled-coil-helix domain-containing protein 2-like. Gene Ontology annotation, molecular function: sequence-specific DNA binding. Gene Ontology annotation, biological process: mitochondrion organization; positive regulation of transcription by RNA polymerase II. Lineage: Eukaryota; Metazoa; Chordata; Mammalia; Rodentia; Heteromyidae. The record is from RefSeq and is a predicted model, not a curated record. Gene Ontology annotation, cellular component: nucleus; mitochondrion.
UCGUUGGGGUGCAAGAUGCCGCGUGGAAGCCAGAGCCGCACCUCCCGCAUUGCCCCACCGGCCAGCCGUGCCCCACAGAUGAGAGCUGCACCCAGGUCAGCUCCUGCAGCCCAACCUCCAAUGGCAGCCCCAGCAUCUGCUGUGGGCUCUCCUGCAGCCAUUCCCCAUCAGCCUGGGCUGAUGGCCCAGAUGGCGUCCACAGCCGCUGGUGUAGCUGUGGGCUCUGCCGUUGGGCACACACUGGGCCAUGCCAUCACUGGUGGCUUCAGUGGAGCUGGUAAUGCUGAGCCUGCCAGGCCAGACAUCACUUAUCAGGAGCCCCAGGGAACUCAGCUGGCGCAGCAGCAGCAGCAGCAGCAGCAGCAGCAGCAGCAGCUUAGUGGCCCAUGCUCCUAUGAAAUAAAGCAGUUUUUGGAGUGUGCCCAGAACCAGGGUGAUUUUAAGCUCUGUGAGGGCUUCAAUGAGGAGCUGAAGCAGUGCAGAAUUGCAAAUGGACUAGUUUAACCAUGAAGUUCAAGUUGAAGAAAUGGAAAAUCACCUCUGAUGACCAAGUUAAUUUAACAUAGAAAUGUAAUUGGUAGUGGC